UUCAAUUCAUCUAGUUCAGCACUUACAGUCUUGCUGAUUUAUACUUCUCAGCUGCAUUACACACUAAUAAUUUAUAGGAAAGAUGAAGGCUGACGUUACUGUACAAUGUAGGCCUAUCCUUUAUUAUUAUUAUUAUUAUUAUUAUUAUUAUUAUUAUUAUUUUAAAUUCAAACAUGUUUAAUGUUUAGUCUGACUUUAUUUAGCUCCAACUAUGACUAUGUUCCCAAACUAUUAAGCACACAAAGUUAUUUUAAAACCAUAUUAACAUGUUUAUCUGUGUUCAGCUCCAGAUAUGACCGUGCUUGGCGGAUGGCAUCAUCACCUAUCAGGAUGGUCUCAGGGUUCACAAUGAGUGGUGGUGGAGCCCUUGGUAUAAGUGGUCCAACCCCAGCCUGGGCAGGGUAUUUGGGAAAAUCCCAGGACAAGGACAAGUCUGUCCCAGCAGAGGCAUGUCCCUGGUGCGAAGCAAAGGGACUGACCGUCUCUCUACGGAGCUACAUCAUCAACCACGAGGAGACCAUCCGGCUCUGCCCAACCCCCACGUGUAUUUUCCCCCUGGUUAGCCGACCCCUGGAGGCUGUGUUGGCCAGCCUGUCCUCCACCCCUGCGUCCACCACACCUGACCAGAACCACUCCGGCCAGACCCCAUCUGCCCCAGAGAGCCCUGCGUUUCUGCCCCCCUCUGCCAAACGCCCCCGAACCGAAGAACCCAUUGAGGCCUGUUCUGUGGACACCAAUGGCACCAUACGCCCUGACCAGUCCUCGCAGGUUGAGGACACCAUUUCAAAGCCGAACGCUGUGGCUAAAGAUGAAGGAGAGGCACUGGUGAGUGACGAAGAUAACGACCGUGAAAUGGUGUGCACGUCACCCGAGGAGCUGAUCGCAGAACCGGUGACGAAGGCCGCUCAAGAACCCCAUCCUCGCGUCUCCACCACAGAGGAGCACUCUAAGGUUCCUUGUGUGGUGGUGGAACCGUCCGCGCUGCCUGCGGAGGAAUGUGCCAGCGCCGGUCCUCACUCGCUUCAGAGCCGGAGCAAUCAGAGUUGGCUGAGUUCCCUGCUGCUGGCUCUGGCCCAGUGCAGGACCCUCAGACUGUUGUCCUUGGGGCGGUGGCAGCGAGGCUCCCGUGUGAGGAAGCGCAAAAUUCCCACUCAGGACGCGUCGCCUGUGCUGGAUCUGUGCGCACGAUAUGAGAGCGCCUCCGAUCAUCAGAUGGAUAGAGAAGGCAACAGUCUCCGAAAUGCAGAGAAGCGGUUGACUGAUCUCAGAUCAUCCACCUUUCAGCUGCUGCAGCAUCCCCUUCAGCAGAGGCGAGAACUCAUGCGUCGGCCAGUGGAGGUUCCUGCUCUGGCUCUUCCAGUCCUUCUGGAGCUGGACAGCCAAGCUAAGGAGCUCUUCCAGCACAUGGUCCAGUGGGAGAGCCAGUGUCAGACCUGCGGCUGUAGCUCCAGCAGCAGCUGUACCAAUACUGCAUCAUCCUACGCAUAUCUGGUGUCUGAUUGGCAUCCGCUGAGUCCCCCUGUCCAAAUCACUUGCAGCCGUUGUCAGAGCAUCAACGAGAAGAAAAUUCUCCAAGAGAGGGUACCCCCAGUGUUUGCCGUGCACUUUGCCGACGGUUUCCCUCAGAACGAUGUCACCGCUUGCUCGUUUGGCUACGCAGAUGCCCAGUACGCUGCGACCGUGGUGAUCCAGCACAAGGCGAGCGAAGACCUCUUCAUCUCCUGGUCUCGCCAGACAGACGGGUCCUGGAUUGCGUAUGAAGAAUUCACAGAUCUAAGGGGCAUAUCUCACUCAAAAUUGGACAUGCCUACAAAGGAAAUCCACAUGGUCUUUUGGGAGGUUGAACCUGAAGACACACGGAAAACCACAACGCAAGAGACCUCGAUUGUUAUUCUUCCACCGACGGAAACCACUUCAGUUGAUAUUCCUCCACCGACAGAAAGCACUUCAGUUGAUAUUCCUCCGCCAAUGGAAACCACUUCAGUUGAUAUUCCUCCGCCGUUGGAAACCACUUCAGUUGAUAUUCCUCCGCCGUUGGAAACCACUUCAGUUGAUAUUCCUGCGCCGACGGAAACCAUUUCAGUUGAUAUUCCUCUGUUAACAGACUGCCAAGCAGAGGAGGAAGCUGUUGAAGAAAUUGUCCCGCCACAUGACCAGUCUCUCUCAACUCCACAUGAAGACACGUUUGUGUCAGCACUCAAGACGAGUGACCCCGGCGACAUCAGUCAGAUGGACACCUCUAUAGGUAGUGCCACACUGCUGGAUACCUUUGAGGGUCUGUCCCACAAUGACAUAGUCACACUCACUCUGGAGACAGAGAAGUUAGGACAACCUAAGGGCAAGAAUCAGAAGACACCCUUGGAGCCCCCUGCUGUCGGGGGCUCCAAGUUAACUAGUGAACCCUCAGUUCCUGAAGAGGCUCAGGUCACCGCAGUCUCUAGCCCUCCUGUAGUGAGGAGAAGCAGGAGGCUUGCCAGCAAACAGGUUGAGCGUAAGGACACGCAGAGCUCAAAACGGAACAACAGCACUGAACAAGGGGAGAACUCAGAGCCACGAGCAAAACCGUGUACGCCGGAGAAGCCAAAAAACACACCAGAAGAACUGAAAUCACAGCCAGCGGAUUGCUUAAUUUCUCCAACAAAGAUCAUGGCGCAGAACACGUCAACACUGCAGAACACCACACUGUUCAUCCCAGCUCACCAGAUGUUUGGAGAGAACUCUGCGGCACCUGGUACAACUCUGUAUAUACCAGUGGCAGGUGAAAUGGCCCAGAGUCUAACUUCGCAAAUCAUGAACCUGCCAAACUCUGCACUCUUGUCUGUUCCUUCAGAGAACCUUGAACAGCAAAUUCAAAUGACACACAACCAGUCACCAGAGACUCUAGAAGUGCAAGAAGCAACAACACCAGCUUCGUCCAAAAAGAAACCUGUACCUAGAAACCCACCUAAAAAGAAAAUGAAAGGACAAGUAUUAGUAUUUCAAAGCCCAGAGAAAACAGUUGCUCAGAACUCAGCACAGUCAACAGAAAUAGCUGUGCAAAACCCAGCAGGGCCUACAUCUGGGACAAAUCUGUCCCUUCGCACCCCAACAGUACAAAGUUCAGCGCAGUUGCUUCAAAUGUUAGAGUAUCCAACAUUUUCAGAAAGCCUGAACCCCCUUUCAAUGCAGACUCUAGCAUCGCAGAAUCAAAAUGUAAAAACCCCAAGCCUAGCAACACAAAACACCCAAGCAACCCACAUGCCUGCAGUGGAAACUUCAACAAGGAAAAACCCGCCACCACCACAAACCUUAGACGAUCUCCCACCAGACACUAUAAUCACAUUAAACCUAGACAUAGAAAUGGAUUCAACUGAACCGGGUCAGUUGCAACCACCAGAGAUUACCCUCCUGUCAACACUAAACACUCCCAGUGGGCAAGAUCCACUCAGGUCACCUUCAGCUAAUCAGAACCCUGAACCGAUGCCCCCUACUGAGCAGAAUAUGAAAGGGCAGACCCUAGUGAUACAGAGCACAACACCGCCAACAACAGUGAUUGUAAACCCAUCACCACAAACUUUAUCAAUACAGAAUCCAGCAACGCAACCCGCUGCAAUGGAUAACCCAAUUCCUCAAAGUCUAGUCCCAUUGAACCUGGAUAUGGAAAUGGAUUACAUGGAGCCAGAUGAACUACCUGAGGAGCCAGAGGUCAUCCUCCCAUCAAUUGUGAGUACCCAUCCUCAACAUCAUCCCCCUGCAACAGCGACUUUUCUAGAGACUCCACACUCCACACUUCUCCUUCCACUUUCUACCCAGUCUUCAUCCACAACUCGUGUGUCCCUCAAACGUGAGCCUUCUCCCCCUCAACCGUCUAAACAGCAGUCCAGUCUCCCAGUGCGACCUCAGCAGAAGAUUGCAAAGACAGUGACUCCCCCUAUAGUCAAACUGGAAAACGCAAAGGCAGCGGAACCCCCUAAAGUCAAACUGAAGCCUGACCUGAGCAACGCGCCUCCUGUCAAACCUCACAUGUUCACAGGUUUCAAGUUCCACCAAAAGGGGGCGCCCAGUAGUUCAUCAGGGCAGGAAGGUCCCGCCGGUGUGUUGGCAGGCCUUACCUCCAGGCACAACUCUGCAAAGCCCUCACCGACAAAUCCCUCACCACUCAGCGGUGCUUCCCAGAAAGCCCCUCUUGGAAAAAUGGCCCCCGCCAAGCCUGCUGCCGCAGCUCUUAAACCACGACCAGCAGCAGCAGCAGCGUUGUUGAAGAUCAAGAAGGACCCGGAGCAGGCGUCGGCGGCCGUUCUAGAGGACGUAAAGACGGCCGCUCUGAGGCUGAAGCUGCUGAGGAAGCUCAAGGCCAAGAAGAAGCAGCUGGCCGAGCUGGACCAGAUGCUGCGGCAUCGAGGCGUGGCGCCCCUGUCCUGCAGCGCACCGCCGAGCGUGGCGGCUUUCACCACCUCCACCGACACCAGCCCGCCGUCGUCCAGCUCGCAGGUAACGUCUCCUGGCACGCCGUCGACGCCGUCCACCGUGUCCUCGGACGGAGCGGACAUGCUGGACAUGUUGGUGAAUGGCGGAGGGGAUGCGCUUGGUCACUUGAUGGCUCCCAGUGCUCCGGUGAAAUCCCAGCAUGCUCCCAGCGUUCCGCUCAGCGCGCCCUCAACGUCAGCCCCAAGCGCCGACUUCCUGACUAUCGAUGACUUCCUGGAUGAUGUCAUCUUUGACACCAGUGUGACCGAGAAGGCGAUGGAAAACAAUGACUUUGACACGCUGGACAUGUUUCUUUGAGUCAGAGAUGUUCUGUUAUGCCUUGAAACCCUUGAAACUUAUAUCAGUGUCUCUUUCAUGAGCUAUGUAAAAAAAUAUUUAGGGUUUAGAAUGCAUUAAUGUGUAAAGUUUGGUUUAUUUAUGUUGUAAAGUUGGUCCAGAAAAAAUGGAAUUUGUAAUUCAAAUAAAAUAAUAUUUUUUUAGA
Messenger RNA from Alosa sapidissima (American shad), 4948 nucleotides. It is a transcript of the gene uspl1, whose product is annotated as ubiquitin specific peptidase like 1. The transcript is spliced from 8 exons. The coding region runs from base 181 to 4764 and encodes 1527 amino acids. The record is from RefSeq and is a predicted model, not a curated record. NCBI's taxonomy places the organism in Eukaryota, Metazoa, Chordata, Actinopteri, Clupeiformes, Clupeidae. Gene Ontology annotation, molecular function: SUMO binding. Gene Ontology annotation, cellular component: Cajal body. Gene Ontology annotation, biological process: Cajal body organization; protein desumoylation.